AUGUUUUCCCAGCCCGGAUACCUCGAUCGGGCGCGCCUGAUCACAAAACACUACGGACCGCUAUGGACCGCCAUACUAUACGGCGUGCCCCUGACCAACCUCGCCGUCCACCUCGCCUGGCUCCUCGCCCUCCACCCGGCCCUCGCCUCGCUGCCCCUCCCCUUCGACCGCAGACGCCUCCGCGACUUCUUGCACCGCAACUUCAUGCUGAGGCCCGGCGCCGCCCUCGAGCCCCUCACCCUCCUCACCUCGGCCUUCAGCCACAUCCAGCCCCUCCACCUCUUCGUCAACAUGUCCACGUACAACACCUACGCCAGGAACCUCUACGUCAUGGGCACCUCGCCGCUGCGCUUCGUCCUCCUCGCGCUCGGGAGCGGGCUCGCGGCCAGCGCGGCAUUCGUCCUCAACGCGCGGCGGCGGCGAAGGGCUGGCAAGUCGGACGCGGCGAACACGGCCGUCGGGGCGAGCGGGAUCCUCACGGGCUUCGGGACCGCGCUGGCCGUCAUGUAUCCCACCAUGAGGGUCCGUCUGUCGGGGACGCGGGUCAUGCUCUCGCUGCGCGAGGUGCUCGUGGCCAUGUUCGCCGUGGACGUUUUGUGUCUUGGCACCGAGACCGAGACCGGCGUGGGGCAUUCUGGGCACGUGGGAGGUGCGCUGUUUGGGCUGGUGUAUGCCUUGGGGAGGAAGUAUUUGCGUUAUCGAAACUUGUAG
Molecule: messenger RNA, 711 nt
Organism: Colletotrichum karsti
Lineage: Eukaryota; Fungi; Ascomycota; Sordariomycetes; Glomerellales; Glomerellaceae
Product: rhomboid family protein
Exons: 1
Coding region: 1-711 (236 amino acids)
Cellular component (GO): membrane
Molecular function (GO): serine-type endopeptidase activity
Source: RefSeq, a predicted model, not a curated record